Messenger RNA from Solanum lycopersicum (tomato), 1024 nucleotides. The record is from RefSeq and is a predicted model, not a curated record. Lineage: Eukaryota; Viridiplantae; Streptophyta; Magnoliopsida; Solanales; Solanaceae.
UGGUACUAAUAUCAUAAUAAAGACCAUGAAAUUUGGUAUUAUCACAUUGGAGGCUAGUGAGGGAAGGAUAAGUUUUUUCAAUAUGGAAAUAUCAUAUUACAACUUAAAAAUUGCAAUAUUUUCAUUUGCAAUUAUCUUUGUAUUGAGAUGGACAUGGAGAAUCUUGAAUUAUGUUUGGUUCAAACCAAAAAAAUUGGAGAAACAACUAAGACAACAAGGUCUCAAAGGAAAUUCUUACAAGUUGUUGUAUGGGGAUAUGAAAGAGAUGAAGAUGAUGAUUGAAGAAGCUACAUCCAAGCCUAUCAAUUUCUCACAUGACUUGAUUUGGCCUAGAAUCAACCCCUUCAUCCACAAAACCAUCACAAAUUAUGGUAAAAAUUGUUUUGUGUGGAUUGGGCCCAAACCAGCAGUCCUCAUCACAGAGCCCAAAUUGAUAAGGGAGGUGUUAACAAAGAAUUAUGUUUAUCAUAAGGCACGUGGCAGCCCAUUAUUGAAGUUGGCAAUAUCUGGGCUUGCGGCCCAUGAAAAAGAUAAAUGGGCCACACAUAGAAGGAUUCUCAAUCCAGCUUUUCACUUUGACAAGUUGAAGCAUAUGCUACCUGCGUUCAAAUUGACUGUUGGUGAAAUGUUGAACACAUGGAAGGAAAUUGUCUCGAAAGACGGAACAGAGAUAGAUGUGUGGUCAUAUCUUCAAACAUUGACAAGUGACAUAAUUUCAAGAACUGCUUUUGGUAAUAAUUAUGAAGAAGGAAAAAAGAUUUUUGAACUUCAAAAAGAACAAAUUGAAUUAAUUUCAAAAAUGACACACUCAAUAUACAUUCCAGGAUGGAGGUAAGAAUUUUUUUUAUUUUACAAUUAUGAAUUAUAUAUAAAACUCCAAAGUUAAGUAUGCUUGAGAAAUGGAUAACCACAUAAAGUUUUCGUCUCACUUUAUAUACAUAAUUCUUUAAGCAUUUAGAAAUAUCAAUCCUUUAUUUUAUUUAAUUUUAUACAAGGACUAAAAUUGGUAUUUUUUCAUUGAAAA